This is a messenger RNA of Hyposmocoma kahamanoa, 1554 nucleotides long. RefSeq names its product peptidyl-prolyl cis-trans isomerase A1-like. The record is from RefSeq and is a predicted model, not a curated record. The transcript has a single exon. Gene Ontology annotation, biological process: protein peptidyl-prolyl isomerization. NCBI's taxonomy places the organism in Eukaryota, Metazoa, Arthropoda, Insecta, Lepidoptera, Cosmopterigidae. The coding region runs from base 324 to 734 and encodes 136 amino acids. Gene Ontology annotation, molecular function: peptidyl-prolyl cis-trans isomerase activity.
UGGACCCCGAGCUCCUGCGGCGCGCGGCCGCCGGGCUGGGCGCGGACGCGGCGCCCCCGGACGACGUCCGCGACUCGCUGCAGUUCCUGGCCAACUACUGCGCCACGCAGCUGCACGCGCGCCACUGGAGCCCGCGGCGGGCCGCGUCCGCGGCGCUGCCCAACGGGCGCUGCGAGUCCCGCGCCGGCACCGACAGCCCCGGCGCGCCCGAGCCGCCGGCCCGUCUGGCGGGCGCCUUCCCGCUGCUGUUCUUCCACCUGGAGGUGGACGGCGCGCCCUUCGGCCGCGUGGUGGUGGAGGCGCGCAGCGACGUGGCGCCGCGCAUGGCGCGCAACUUCGUGGCGCUGGCCACCAGCGAGCUGGGCCUGAGCUACCGCGGCUGCGCCGUGUUCCAGUGCUGGGAGAACGAGUCGGUGAUCACGGGCGACUUCGAGCUGAACAACGGCCGCGGCGGGCGCAGCGCCUUCGAGGAGAGCUUCUUCAUGCCGGACGACACGCGGCUGGCCGCCGUCCGCGGCGCCGUGGGCAUGCGCCGCUCGCAGAAGCGCCACGACAAUCUGGGCCUGGUGGGCUCGCAGUUCCGCAUCGUGCUGCGCGAGAUGCGCGGCUUCACCGCCAUUUUCGGCUACGUGGUCGAGGGGCUGGAGCUGGUGGACCGGCUGAGUCGCACGGGCGACAGCGCCGGCAAGCCUCAGGCCGCCAUCGUCAUCGCCAGCUGCGGCCAACUCAACUAGCCGCCCUCUCUGUUCACUUCGCGACCUGAUUUACACUCUUAUCCGUCGGACCAACCGUUUCCUUUCGUCUACGAAUCCGCUCUUUGACCUAUUUUUAUAUGUAAGAGAAAAUUUCGAUGUAUUUACCGACCGCGACGCGAUUUUGGAAGUUCGUCGGCUUGAGCUUCUGUAGUAGAUUCGCGCCCGCGGCGGCGACCGACCUCGCGGUGUCCGCUGCGGGCUAGUUCCUAAGUGAUCGUCGUAACCUCGUAUAAUUUCCGGUCUUACAUGUGUGUCAAUAUGUAAUAGAGAAGUAUUUACCGUGUAGUAUAUAUAGCGGAGCGAACCCGCUCGUCGUGCGCUAGUAGAGAUCGUUUGUUAAAUCGACGUUGUUUAAAAAUAUUUAUAUAAUACAAACAAUCAAGCGAACGUUACUUCUCGAGCGGCGAAGCGACGUGUGUGGAGGAUAUCGUUCCGGUGGAUCUGCGCCACACGGUAGGCGUAUAGCGGAAGAGCGGAUCUCCGGACGAACAAGUCUGUGAUGUUGGCCGGUGCCUGCUUUAUAUCGGAUAUUGUAUUGCACGUUGCGGCGCCGAGCGGCCGUCCUGCCGCUGCCUGCGGCCUCGCUCUUAUAUCGUUACAUUAAGAAUCACUAUUCUCAUAUAUGAGUAUGUUGUAAUUCGUGUUAAAUAUAUGGAUAUAUGUUAUACAGAGAUGUAUUAGCGUUUCGUUUGUCGAUAUAGUCUAUGUGGCCGCCCGCGCGGGCUUGUUACUGACGCGGAUUGUGAUCGUCAAUAAACUAUGUGAGCAGCAAACAACUAGUUUCAAUUAUUUAAACAGA